AUGUCAUCCGAACAAGACCACGUUCACAAUGAGGCCACAGGAAUGGAUCCCUACCUCGUCGGCCAAGCACAGGAAGCUGCGGCUCGUGAGCUGUCGCUUCCCUUCAAAACGGCCGUCCGCAACUACUACCCGGGCAUGUUCUGGAGCUGCAUGCUAAGCCUUGCCCUUGUCAUGGAGGGAUAUGACGUCGGAAUGAUUAAUUCAUUUUUUGGCCACACAGCGUUCAAGGAGAAGUUUGGCGUGCUUAACAAGGAUGGCGUCAAGGAGGUGCCUGCCAAUUGGCAGAGUGCUCUGGGCAAUGUUUCCAAUGUUGGCGUGGUAAUUGGUCUUCUUAUCAACGGCUACUGCCAGCAUCGUUUCGGCUCCAAGAAGGUCUACUUGGGCACCAUGGUGGUCAUGGUGGGGGCAGUUUUCCUCCCUGUGUUCGCGACAGGCCUUCCGAUGCUCACCGCCGGUGUCUUCAUCUGCGGGAUUCCGUGGGGCGUCUUUCAGACGCUGACCACCGCAUACGCGGCCGAAAUCUGUCCCCUCCCGCUCCGUGCCCACCUGACGUCUUUUGUCAACAUCUGUUGGGCGAUGGGUCUGUUCAUCAGCUCAGGCGUCGUUCGUGCCACUCUGCAAAUCAACUCUGUGUGGGGAUGGAGGCUUCCAUAUGUGCUUCAGUGGAUUUGGCCAGUUCCGUUGUUUAUCUGUUGCCUUUUUGCCCCGGAAUCGCCGUGGUAUCUCACUAGGGAAGGCAAGACCGAAGAGGCCAAGCGGGCCCUUCGCAAGACUGCUCGCAAUGGAUACUACACCGAAGACGAGCUCGAUGCCCAAGUGGCCCUUAUGCAGCACACCCACGCUCUUGAAAGGCAGGAGAACGCCAACAGCAGCAUCAUGAACUGCUUCAGAGGUACCAACCUCCGCCGCACCGAGAUUUGCUGCGUCGUCUGGCUCAUUCAGCAGUCAUGUGGCCAGCCUCUCACAUCAUACGCCACCGAGUUCCUCCAAGAAGUCGGCAUGUCCACCGAUCAGGCGUUCGACCUCAACAUCUCGUCCAAUGGUAUGCUUGUCUUCGGCACAAUCCUGACCUGGGUCUUCAUGGAGAAGGUCGGACGUCGCCCUAUCUAUCUCUGGGGCCAGGUCAUUAUGGCCUUUGUUCUCCUGGCCAUGGGCAUCUUGGGAUGUUUUCGUAGUCAUAACAGCACCUCCUACGGUGUUGGAGCGCUCCUGGUCCUCAUCAACUUCACGUUUGCGUGCACCCUCGGCCCCUCGUGCUACACCAUCGUCGGCGAACUGCCCGCCUCGGAGGUUCGUGGCCCGACCGUGGUCCUUGCCCGUGGCGUCUAUGUGAUCGGCGGCAUCAUUACCGGCCAGCUCACUCCUCGCAUGGUCACUGCCGGAGAGUGGAACUGGGGUGCCAAGGGCGCCUUCCUCUACCUUGGGACCAACCUUCUCGGCCUGGUCUACUGCUACUUCCGUCUGCCCGAGACCAAAGGGCGUAGUUUUGGCCAGCUUGACGUGCUCUUCCACAAUCACGUUCCGGCACGCAAGUUUGCCUCUACUGUUGUAGAGCAGUUUGAGGAAGAGGCCCAGGACCCCAAGGAGAAGGCGGACGAGUAA
Messenger RNA from Apiotrichum porosum, 1602 nucleotides. RefSeq lists its product as uncharacterized. Gene Ontology annotation, biological process: carbohydrate transport; transmembrane transport. Gene Ontology annotation, cellular component: membrane. The transcript has 7 exons. Bases 1 to 1602 code for a protein of 533 amino acids. The record is from RefSeq and is a predicted model, not a curated record. Lineage: Eukaryota; Fungi; Basidiomycota; Tremellomycetes; Trichosporonales; Trichosporonaceae. Gene Ontology annotation, molecular function: carbohydrate:proton symporter activity.